Arachis ipaensis is the source of this 1481-nucleotide messenger RNA. RefSeq lists its product as uncharacterized. NCBI's taxonomy places the organism in Eukaryota, Viridiplantae, Streptophyta, Magnoliopsida, Fabales, Fabaceae. Gene Ontology annotation, cellular component: chloroplast. The record is from RefSeq and is a predicted model, not a curated record.
AAAAAUUACUUUGAUUAUCAUGAACCCUAAAAUCCUAAAUCCCCCAAUGCAGUCCAAUCCCACUCCUGACUCCUCUCCUCUCCGAAACUGAAAAGUGAAAUGGGAACAAAGAACUCUAGCACCUCCAACCCCCCGCAGCCACCGCAGCCACUGGAUCCCCCGCAGUCACCGCAGCUCCUGCAGCCCCACUUCGUUAUCAUGACGGAACUCUCCUCCGCUGGGAAGCUCUGUCGCCAAGAUGUCGGAGCAAGAAAAGUGUGGGUUCUGAGUACAUUGCCAUUGGGGUGCUUUACCAGGAGGUAGAACUGCAGCAGGCCUUUAAGAUUGUGUUCUGAUAUUGUCAAUGGAGAAGCUCAAUUAUUCAAUGGUCAAUUAGCAUCGACUGUUAGUUCUUUGCAAGCCACACUUUCUGGUUCUACCUUUCAAUUCAUUGAUUUCUAUGCUGCACUGCUCAAGAUCAUACAAAAUCCUUUUAGUUCAGGAGCCAAACAAUAUUGAUGAAGAAGAAGAUUAUGUUCCUGCAAUCUCAAUUGUUGGCAGACCAAAUGUUGGCAAAAGUAGCAUUUUGAAUGCACUAGUUGGUGAGGACAGAACAAUAGUAAGCCCUGUCAGUGACACUACACGUGAUGCCAUUGAUACUGAAUUUACCAGACUAGAUGGCCAGAAAUUUCAGCUUAUUGAUACUGCCGGAAUCAGGAAAAGAGCAGCUGUCUUCAUUCUGUGACUUACUCCAUCUUUUCCUUAAAAACAGGAUUAUUGAUGCUGCUAGUGAAGUUGAAAAGGAGAGAUCAAGAAGACUCGGAACUUCUAUACUAAAUCAAGUAGUGCUGAAAGCAGUGGCUUUUAAGCCUCGUCCUAGGACACGAGCUGGUGAAAGAGGGCGUGUUUACUAUUGUACACAGGCUGCUAUACGGCCCCCUACAUUUGUGUUCUUUGUCAAUGAUGCAAAACUUUUUCCUCAGGCUUACUGCCGCUAUAUGGAGAGGCAACUGCGUGCUGAUGCUGGUUUUUCUGGUACACCCAUUCGGCUUUUGUGGCGUAGCAGGAGAGUGGGAAAAGAUGAAGGCAAAGCACAAGAAUCCAAAUGAAUCUUUCAUCAAUUGAUUAAAAUUUGGCAUCAAUUACACUAUAAAGAUCAGACAUUUUAUCAUGGAAAAAGUGGUUCUGGUUCUGUUUGUGUUGGUAAAAAAGAAGGGGUCUUAGAAUCAGCAAUACCAAGAUUACCCAAUACGUGCAAGCUGAAAUCUAUCAAGACUAUUGAAAGCUCCAAAAUGAUGGGAAAUGCGCCUGAAAUGUGGAUGAUAUUAACUUAUUAUUUAGUAUUUACAGUGAUUAGGAUGUUUCUGUAAUCCUUAAGCAUAUUCAAUCGUCAACAAAUACAUUGUAAAUUUAUGUAUAGAAGUUGUUACAUCAAAUAUAUGUUAUUCAAUUACUAAGUAUUCAAUCUUUUUAAUGCUGAACAUGCAAUCAGUGAUGGUUAA